Molecule: messenger RNA, 5376 nt
Organism: Pimephales promelas (fathead minnow)
Lineage: Eukaryota; Metazoa; Chordata; Actinopteri; Cypriniformes; Leuciscidae
Gene: disp1
Product: dispatched RND transporter family member 1
Biological process (GO): smoothened signaling pathway
Cellular component (GO): membrane
Molecular function (GO): peptide transmembrane transporter activity
Source: RefSeq, a predicted model, not a curated record
UGUAGUUUGUUUGUGUCGCGACGCGUAGAUGGAGUGUUUGAAUACGCUCCGUUGUUCUCGGCAAACGUGUGAUAUAACUUACUCCUUUCGAAAGGAUUACCGCGUUUUAUUGUGAUUGAGGACUAUGACUCUGUGUCCGCUCAUAAAACGGCACUUAUAAAGCGGAGUUCACGUUUGUUUACGGAGUUUACGGACGCCGUUUGUUUGGAUGUUUGUGGCGCAAAAGUUUGUCGAGUCCAGAAGUAAAUAACGCGGUUUGGAGACACAUUUGGCGCUUGAGCAGAAGAUAAAGAUAUCUGAGCAUAAUAUAUGAGUAAAUCUAAGCCUGUCUCACCAAAAGGCUCUUUUAAAUCAGUUUUGAGUGUGAAAGUAAUGGAAACCUGGAAUCUGUCCUAACUAUUAAGUCCGGAUCAGGAAGGAUCAUGACCUCCGACCUCCGGCCCCUCAGCAACGGCGGAUCCGCCACAGGUUUCCCCGCCGCUAAUGUCAGUGAAGACCAGGACCGGGACCAGGGAGUGUCCACGCAUCCCGAUGACCAGACCCGGUCGAGCCAGAACGGCGGACUCAAAGCCAACGGAAGCGCACUUCCGUCUUCGCCGAGCUCCUCGUCGCAUGAUUCUCCGAGGUUGGCCGUUCUGUUGCCCAACUCCCUGCCUCCGGCGUGUUGCGUGUACUGCUCGCCUCGGCCUGCCGUGUGCUGUAACGGGACCCCGCAGGACCUCGCGCUCUUCCAGAGUGCCCACAUGGGCUCCUGCUGUGUUCAGGGCGUGCGCUGUUUCUGCAUGCAGCAUCACUGGCAGGAGCAUCUCCAAAACCAGCCCAACAUGCCCACGCUGAGCCCUCCGAGGCCUUUUCGUUUUCCCAAAAGUUAUGCAGAGCUCAUUGCUGAUUGGCCGGUGGUGGUGUUGGGGGUGUGUACCGUUCUCAUCGUGGUGUGUGCUCUGGUCGGGAUUCUCGUGCCUGACCUGCCUGACUUCUCAAAUCCACUGCAGGGAUUUGAACCGAGGGGCACUGCAAUAGGCCAGCGACUUGUAACAUGGAACAACAUGGUGAAAAACACGGGAUACAAGGCGACGCUGGCCAACUACCCCUUCAAAUACGCAGAUGAGCAGGCCAAAAGUCACCAAGAUGACAGGUGGCCCAAGGAUCACUAUGAUAGAAAAAAAAGACAAGCGGAGUGGGAUUUCAGUAAAGACAGUUUCUUCUGUGAUGUACCAGGUGACAGCUAUUCCCGAAUCGUAUUUGCCUCUGCAGAGGGAAAGAACUUGUGGAAUAUACAGGCAAUAAAGUCCAUGUGCAAUUUUGACAAUACACGGGUUCGCUCCCAUCCCCAGUACUUGGAUCUGUGUCAGCGCACAACUGCUGCCUCCUGCUGUCCCAGCUGGACUCUUGGGAACUACAUAGCCGUGCUUACCAACAAAUCCUCCUGCCAAAUGAUUACUGAGCGAGAUGUUUCCCACACCCUAAAAAUCCUGCGCUCCUGUGCAAAGUAUUACCACAACGGCACCCUUGGUCCUGAGUGUUGGGACAUGACCACCCGUAAGAAGGACCUCAAGUGUGGCAACGUGCCGCGAAAGUGUACAAAAUACAACGCCGUCUAUCAGAUGUUUCACUUUUUGGUGGAUAAAGACUUUCUGAACCCAAAGAACACCGAAUACCUUCCACCUAACCUCAAGUAUAGCAUGCUCUUCGCUCCCACGGAGAAAGGAGAAACGAUGAUGAACAUUUACUUGGACAACUUUGAGAACUGGAACUCCUCGGAUGGGAUCACGACCAUCACAGGAAUCGAAUUUGGCAUUAAACACAACUUGUUUCAGGACUACCUGCUAACAGAUACCAUGUAUCCCGCAAUAGCCAUUGUGAUUGUGCUGGUGGUUAUGUGCGUCUACACAAAAUCAAUGUUCAUCACCCUCAUGACCAUGUUUGCCAUCAUUAGUUCUCUGAUUGUCUCGUAUUUCUUAUACCGUGUGGUCUUCAACUUUGACUUCUUCCCCUUCAUGAACCUCACCGCGCUCAUCAUAUUGGUGGGAAUUGGUGCAGACGAUGCCUUCGUCCUCUGUGACGUCUGGAACUACACAAAGUUUGACAAACCCAAUUCUGAGCUCUCUGAAGCGGUUGGCGUCACGCUUCAACACGCGGCACUCUCAAUGUUUGUCACCAGUUUCACCACAGCCGCUGCCUUUUACGCCAAUUACGUGAGCAACAUCACUGCGAUCAGAUGUUUCGGUGUAUACGCUGGUACUGCCAUCCUGGUGAACUAUAUACUGAUGGUCACCUGGUUGCCAGCUGUGGUGGUCCUACACGAGCGCUACCUGGUCAAUGUCUUUACAUGCUCUCGGUCACAACACCGCCAGACGUUUUGGACAGGCCUUUGCCAAAUGGUCAACAAGUGUCUUUUUAGCAUCUCUGAGGCCUCGCGGAUUUUCUUUGAGAAGGUUUUGCCUUGCAUCGUGAUCAAGUUGCGCUACUUGUGGCUCUUGUGGUUCCUGGGUUUGACGGUGGGCGGCGCCUACGUUGUUUGCGUGAAUCCCAAGAUGAAACUGCCUUCCCUGGAGCUGUCGGAGUUCCAGGUGUUUCGUUCCUCCCAUCCCUUUGAACGCUACGAUGCGGAGUACAAAAAACUCUUUAUGUUUGAACGGGUCAACCAUGGGGAAGACCUACACAUGCCGAUCACCAUAAUUUGGGGUGUUACUCCAGUUGACAGUGGAGAUCCCCUGAACCCCAAAAACAAGGGUAAACUAACUCUUGACACAACCUUCAAUAUUGCGAGUCCUGGAAGUCAGGUUUGGAUUCUCAAUUUCUGCCAGAAGCUCAGGAACCAAAGCUUUGUGUUCCAGUCGGAGGAGCAAGACUUCACCAGCUGUUUCAUGGAGACUUUCAAGCAGUGGAUGGAAAACCAAGACUGUGAGGAAGCAUCCGUCUAUCCCUGCUGUAGCCAGUCCACGUUCCCUUACCGGCAAGACGUCUUUGAGUUGUGCAUCAAACGAGCCAUCAUGGAGCUUGACCGAAGCACCAUCUACCACCUCGACAGCAAGACCCCAGGCCCAAGGUUUGACAUCAAUGACACCAUUCGAGCAAUUGUCCUCGAGUUUCAAAGCACCUACCAUUUCACUCUGGCGUACGAGAAGAUGCAUCAGUUUUACAGAGAGGUUGAUGCUUGGAUUGAAGAGGAGCUGAGGGAUGCUCCUGAGGGACUGAACUACGGAUGGUUUGUGAGCAACUUGGAGUUCUACGACCUACAGGACAGCCUUUCGGAUGGCACUCUCAUCGCUAUGGCGUUAUCGGUGGUGGUGGCCUUCAGUGUUAUGCUCCUGACCACCUGGAAUAUCAUCAUCAGCCUCUACGCCAUCAUAUCCAUCGCAGGAACCAUAUUUGUAACAGUUGGGUCGUUGGUGCUCUUGGGUUGGGAACUAAACGUGCUUGAAUCAGUGACGAUCUCAGUUGCUGUUGGUCUCUCGGUGGACUUUGCUGUUCAUUACGGCGUGGCAUACCGUCUUGCCCCGGAACCAGACAGGGAAGGAAAGGUGAUUUUCUCCUUGAGCAGAAUGGGCUCGGCUAUAGCUAUGGCGGCACUCACGACAUUUGUAGCCGGUGCAAUGAUGAUGCCAUCCACAGUUCUGGCCUACACCCAACUGGGCACGUUUUUGAUGCUAAUCAUGUGCAUUAGUUGGGCCUUUGCUACGUUUUUCUUUCAAUGCAUGUGUCGCUGCCUUGGUCCUCAGGGCACCUGUGGACAGAUUCCUUUGCCAAAGAAACUCCAGUGCUACUCCUUCACGGAGCACACGCCUGAAAGCCAGUCUAAUCCAAGCCAAGGUAAACUUGGUGCUUGCUACACGACCAAGUACCAAAUAGAUAACUCACGAAGUGAGGGUCGACAUGAACACUACGAGCUUGAGCCCUUGGCGCUGAAUGUCAGAAAUGAGGAAAAGGCUUCCGACGAGGAGCAGGAAGCAUGUACGCAGUUGCACAAUGGCAUCACUUCUCAUCACUCACCAAAAAGCAAUACCGACUCAAGAGAACCCAAUCCUGAGCUUGAAAAUGUCUCUGAACUUUCUCAGUAUGCUUACAGUACAAGGUGCACCUGUGAGAACUCAAUGCAUCAAUAUAUGGAGCGACAGAGGACUCCUUAUCAUCCUUGCAGCCAGUCCCGAGAGACCCAAUGCUCCGCUAAUCAGACCAAUCGCUUACCUGUGGGUCAGAACUUUCAGUCCUCAUGGGAUACGACGCACGCUCCCACUAAUUGUGGCCACUUUUGCUCUCAGAGCCAAACAUCAAGACCAGUCCCUCACAGAUGUUUCCCUGGAGGCUACAGCAUGCAAACAGUCCAUCUUUUGCAUCAGGCACUGUUGUCCGAUACUGCCGUGCACGACGAGUCUCACAUCAGUGCAUGUGGCCCCAAUUCGCCUCUACCAGAGAACCAGAACUUUCCAGCUCACAUUCACUUUCCAGAUGUUCAGCGAUGCUCUUUGCCCGACACAACUGUUAAUCAUGAUACUCAGAAGACAGGAGACCUAGGAUUAAAUUCCCAGACCCCAUUGAACCAUGUAAAAACAAAAGUAAAUGGCACUUGUGUUUUAAUACAGGACAGUCGUGAGAUUCGCGAAGCGAUUCCAGUGGUACCGGAAGAAAGUGUCAAAUUCAAUCAAGGUAACGAAGACAAUAAUAAAAGGGCAGAGCCUUUCUCUCCCAAAAGAAACUGUUUUAAAAAGACUGUAAAAGUGAAGUGCAAUUCUGCAGAGUUUCACAAGCCAAAAACCAGCGUGCCUACUAUUGCCAUUAAUUCGAAAGAGUCCGAGAGUUUAUGCUAACGUGUAAAGACUGCGAUAUCAAAGCAUAUUGCUAAGAUUUAGCACAGAAAAGCAACUAGGAGAGCGUUCCUUGUGAAUGCUGACACGACGUUCAAGGAAAACAUUUAUAUUUGAGAACAAGUCUUAUUUAAGAAGACACUAUUUUAACCCACUGGCUGGUUUUUGUGUGACCUCUCAUAUUUUUUUAAUAUCUGGCUACAGGCCAUCACUUUUUCAUGAGAUCAAAAAAAAAACUUAUUCAGAAUUUAUUUUCCUGCACAUUUCAUAUGAACUUGUAUAUAUAUAUUUUGUGUGUGUUGUGUAUGUAUUUGAGUCAUGCACUUUUUUUUUGUUGUUGAUUUGAUUGUUUCGCCUGUAAAGUAAACUUCAGUAGCUUAUGUGCUGGUGAAUUGAAAGAGUGAUUGUGCUUUCUUUCAAAUUUGUCGUUUCUUCCUAGUUUAUUCGAUAAAAAUGCCCCCUUCAGCAGUGUGCAAACAUUUACAUUAGCCUCAGGACUUCAGGAUAAUUUAGUCAGGUUAUGACUUUACACUGAAGAAUGUUUUGUGAAAUAUACUAAGUGUGAAUUUAA